AUGGAGGCCGCGGGGGCUUCAGCAAAACCAGUGGAGGGCCCACAGCCACGGGCCAGCCCGUGUGGCAAUAACAUAUCAAGCUGGGACACCCACCCAACCUGUGUGGUGUGCCUCGGCUUGAAACACGCCCAAGCAUCCCUUGAGUCGGGGGAGGAGUGUAUUUGUGAAGGGAAAACUGUGAAUAGGUCUUGGAGCCCAAAAAAUGCAGUCCUUCCACAUAAAUUAUCUGGAGCUGCUAGCUGUUCAGCUAACAUUAAAACACUUCCCUCUCCUGGAAGGUCACCAUGUGUUGGUGAGAACAGACAACACCACUGUGGUGGCUUAUAUCAACAGGCAGGGGGGCCUGAGAUCACACUGGCCCACAAACUGAUCAUCUGGAGCAGCAGACACUUCCUGUCUCUGAGGGCCACUCAUGUUCCUGGAGUGCUGAACUGUGGAGCAGAUCUUCUCUCCAGGGGGAACCCUCUGUACGCAGAGUGGAAACYYCAYCCAGAUGUGGYCAGGCUGGUCUGGRAGAGGUUCGGACAGCCAUCAGUGGACCUCUCUGCCUCACAAGAGAACAAUCAGUGUCCCCUGUUCUUCUCCCUGCACAACCAGAAUGCACCACUGGGGGUGGACGCACUCGCCCACAGGUGGCCUCGGGUCCUGCUUUAUGCUUUUCCUCUCAUAGCUCUCAUCUCACCAACGUUAGCCAGAGUGAGGUCAGAGGGCCUGUCARUGAUUCUCAUUGCACCUCAUUGGUCAUCAAAACACUGGUUAGCAGAGAUAACUCAGCUUCUCUGGGAGGAGCCUUGGCCUCUGCCUG
This is a messenger RNA of Austrofundulus limnaeus, 805 nucleotides long. RefSeq lists its product as uncharacterized. The record is from RefSeq and is a predicted model, not a curated record. NCBI's taxonomy places the organism in Eukaryota, Metazoa, Chordata, Actinopteri, Cyprinodontiformes, Rivulidae.